Messenger RNA from Saccostrea echinata, 2023 nucleotides. RefSeq lists its product as uncharacterized. Lineage: Eukaryota; Metazoa; Mollusca; Bivalvia; Ostreida; Ostreidae. The transcript has 2 exons. The record is from RefSeq and is a predicted model, not a curated record. Bases 1 to 1965 code for a protein of 654 amino acids.
AUGGCUCCGGCUGAGAAGAACGAGUAUCAAUUGGCGCGAAACUAUGGCCUCGAUAUCAGCAUGCCGGAAGCGAACUUUGCGGUGGCCUCUGCCGCACAGAAGGAAUAUCAGAAACAGUGCACCUUCCUGUAUCGAGACUUUAUGAAAAACAUGAAUUCCUACAUCAAACAGGAGCAGAAAAUCAAAACGGAGCUCCGCAGCUUAAAGAAACAAAAACUUCUGAACAGCCAGUACUCACUUUACCGUACUGAUGGCAAAGAUUUGUUUUCCAAUGCUAAAAAAGAGAGAGAAAUGCUGCUGAAGAAUAACGAAUUAUCAAACUCCUUCUUUGAUGAUAUUUGUUUUAAUCCGUGGGGUCUUGAUUCCAUCCUAGACGAAGACUUGAUCCGCCCAAAGACCGCCCCGGCAGAUAUGAACGAAAGUGGUCUUCUAACAGAACAGGAUUCUGCAAACUUUCCGCCGAACACAGAAACGGACCACGUACAGCCGCCAUCACUGGCGGCGACACUAGAUUCUAAACAUGUUGACACUCAUGUAGCCAAGGUAGAACACCUCUUGGAAUCUCAGUCUCAUACAAAUCCGCUUGUUCCUCCGAAAUCCUCAGAUCUUCCGAGUCCGACGCAUCCGCGCUUACCUGUCAAACCGCCUGAAGCGCCAAAACUUGAACAUGUUCCUGAUGAGCAGGACACAGUAACUGGAGAGAGUGUGUGUGACGGCGAAGUGGACAUUCAUACGGAGAGAACACGAGCCAGGAAUAUUGUCAUCGAUAGAUAUAAAUUUCUAGAGCUCCAGAAAGGAGAAAUCGAUGUAAAGCUUCGGAACAAAAAUGGUGCAUUCCUUAUCAGACCAGUAAAACUCAGCUACGAUCCAACAGGUGUUGAUGCAGUUUUUACCGCUAAAGAUCCAUCAAAGGAACGAAUGGCCCUCGUAAGAAAGAAAACAAAUUUGAGAACACCAACAGCAUCGGCAGAGUUAAAGAUAAACAAUAGAAUAGCCAUUCAAAAAUCGCUUGUUGGGAAAGCAGCUAAAAAGACCACGGUGGCUGAAAUCUUUAACAGCGCUAGGGAUAGGAAAACACGCCACUUCAGAAUCAUUUCAAAGACCAACAAAGGCGAGGAAAAUGAAGAUGAAGCAAAUAAAGAUACCAAGAUAAGGAUAAGACCAGCUUCGUCCCCUGUGGUAAGAAUCCCUAAUGCUUCUGAAGCUAUAAGAAAAAGUAGCGUUUUGAAAAAUCGAAAACCAGACAACAGGCCACCAAUUGUGAUCCGAGAAGCUUUCACGGAAAGGGCUUCAAAGGAGACGAUACCUAUUGUGUCUAGAGAAAUUAAUUUGAAUGACUCCUGUAAUGGUGCUCAAAAUAAAGUCUUGUCCAGCUCACGUAAUUCAAUAAACUUAAACUUACCGAUGAACAAAAGAAACGGCGAUUCUGUGAGACCUGUAGCGCGAUCUACAUCACAAACUUCUAUGGAGAGCCAUGAUCUAAGUACUUCGGGUCAUCAUAGAGUGACAUUUGCAAGGAGGGGAUCACAUGACUUAUCACACCUAAAUAGGUCCGCCUCCUCGACGUCAAUGAGAGAGGGGAAUGUCCAGUUCAUGAUGAGUGACGUCGACAUGAACAACAUGCUUCAAAGGUUGAUAGAAGGAAAAGGGGAGGAGGGUGACUACAGUGCGGUCCAAAACCAGGAGAACGCCAUGGAUUUACAAGAUGCAUUGAAAGCUAUGACGUUCAUCAAACGUUUGAGUAGAAUGUCGAGCCGGAACAAACGAAAUUCUCCGUCAGAGGUCGCUUCUAGUACCGGAACAGCCAACACCUUACAUCUCCCACCACGCCUUUCCAGCCGACAGGAAACAAAUAAACUCAUCCGAGAUGCGAAGCAGAAGGACAGCGAGUACAUACAAUCCAUGUCCUCAAUGAGACGCCGGGUGGCGCUGGGCGCCUCCAAAUCCAAGAGUGGUUUGAAAUAGAAGCAUUUUGUGAAAUGCCUGAUCUCAGUGGCUAGAUGUUAUGAUAUGUAUCUAACAA